Puccinia graminis f. sp. tritici CRL 75-36-700-3 is the source of this 2046-nucleotide messenger RNA. Its product is annotated as protein phosphatase 5. Bases 1 to 1872 code for a protein of 623 amino acids. Lineage: Eukaryota; Fungi; Basidiomycota; Pucciniomycetes; Pucciniales; Pucciniaceae. Gene Ontology annotation, cellular component: cytosol; nucleus. Gene Ontology annotation, molecular function: protein binding; protein serine/threonine phosphatase activity. The record is from RefSeq and is a predicted model, not a curated record. The transcript is spliced from 16 exons.
AUGAAUUUCAACCGGCUCGCUGUUGACCGUCGGAAGGAAAGCACACUACUGGAGAGACAGGACUUGGCGAGAAAACCGCCGACACCCAAGAACCAACACAAGAUGUCAUCAAGCUCAUCCUCAAUCGAUCAAUCAACCCAAUCUCCCACCGGAUCCCAACCGCCAUCACUCGACUCAUCGAAUAGCUCCUCACCACCCGGGGAUUCUCGAGCACCUCUAGGCAUGCUAUCAAUCGAUCUGGAGCCAGGCAGUGCAUAUGAUCCCUCACUCGAUGGCACAUCCGUUGCGUCAGACGUCUCCAACGGAGUACGUCCAACAGAUAAAAGUCAACUCAGUGAAGAAACCAUAGCUGAAGCCCUUCGCCUGAAAAGUGAGGCCAACAAGCGGUUUACCGCAUCUCAAUACCAGGAGGCUCUCGACCUGUAUACCCUCUCUAUCAACCUGAACCCAUUUGACGCAACCGUUUGGUGCAACCGUUCUGCCGUCCGGUUGAAGCGAGAAGAACAUGGCUUGGCAAUCAUGGAUACCUCCAAGGCUAUUGAGUUGGACCCCAAAUAUGUCAAGGCAUACUUCAGGAGAGCAACUGCUCAAUUGAGUAUCAUGAAACCUCAGUUAGCAAUCAAGGAUUUCAAAAAAUGCAUGUCUCUCGAUCCCGGCAAUGCCGCCGCGAAAGUUCAACUAGAUGCUACAACGAAACUGGUCAGAAGGUUGGAUUUCGAAAAGGCAAUAGCCUCAGAAGAUGAGGAAGCGACCUCGAAACGGAUCCAGAAGCUAAUCUCAGAAGGUGCUUGCGAACUUGACAGUUCAUAUGCUGGGCCAAUGUUGGAAAAAACAGGGAAUGGCUGGAAACCUUCAUUGAAGUUCAUUGAGGAAAUGCUCGAGUGGUUCAAAGCAGGUAAAACAUUGCCCAAACGAUGGAUAUACGAGAUUAUCUUAGGAUGUUACGAAAUUUUGAAGAAAGAAGCUAGUUUGACUGAAUACACGAUCCCCAAAGGUGAAACUUGCGAUGUAAUCGGAGAUACUCAUGGUCAAUUCUUCGAUGUUCUACAUCUACUUUCGUUAACUGGUCUCCCCUCUGAAACACAUGCUCUCGUUUUCAAUGGUGAUUUUGUCGAUCGGGGAAGCUGGAGCACAGAAGUUGUCUUGACAGUGUUUGCAUUGAAAUGGUAUAUGCCCCACAAGGUUUUCCUUAACCGAGGCAACCACGAGACCGCUGAUAUGAAUAAGGUUUACGGAUUUGAAGGCGAGACCAAAAAGAAAUACAGUGAACUUUGCUACAAGUUAUUUGAAGAAGUAUUCUGUGCCUUGCCACUGUGUUGUCUCGUGACUGCCUCUCAGCAACCCGAAUCAACCUUGGUAUCCAAGAUCCCAGCAAAACCGUUUUUUGAUCCGCAAGGGCGGAAGCGGUUCUUCAUCGUCCAUGGGGGCUUGUUUUCGAAGGACGAAGUGACGUUUGAUGAGUUACGGAAGAUUCCUAGGAUGGUCAAGAAACAGCCGGGAAGCGAGGGCUUGAUGAUGGAGUGUCUUUGGACCGAUCCUCAGGACGCUCCGGGGCGUGGGCCAUCUAAACGCGGUGUCGGAUUGGGCUUCGGACCUGAUAUUACCGAGAAUUGGUGCCGUCAUUCCGGUGUCACUGCUGUUAUCCGAUCGCAUGAAGUGCGAGACGCGGGUUAUUCGAUAGAACACGACGGCCGAUGUAUCACUGUUUUCUCAGCGCCGAAUUAUGUUGAUCAAGUAGGUAACCAGGGCGGCUUCGUUCGGAUUAAUGAGCAUGGAACCUUGGAGUUCACUUCUUACAAGCACCAGCCUCAUCCGAAUAUCAAGCCAAUGGCUUACGCGGGCGGGUUUAUGGGCUUGGGUGGAAUGAUUUGAUUCACCUUUUGUGUUUAUUUACAUCAUCAUAGAUUUUGGGAAAUCAACCUAUUUACAUUUCAAUUUCUUUGUACACGUGUCUGCCCAGUGUCUGGUAGUUGAGUAGGCCCAGUUCAAAAGGUUCUGGAUUUUUCCAAAAGAAAUCCACAAUGAUAUUGAAAUCGUCCCAAGUUA